GAGAUCUUCGUAGGUGCGUCUUGUCUCAGGAGAGAGGCGAAGAAGUUUCUCCUCGCAUGCGUCUGUUAAAACGUUCAACUCAGCGUUGAGUGAGGACAGUCGCGCUGCUCGAGUCCAGUUGGAGACGAACAGUUCGUCCAGAAGCGCGCGCUGCACCGAGUUUUCAAGGAAGCAGAUUCGCACGGGACACGGAACGGGUUCUUCGAUUUCCUUCUCUAGCUCCCUCUUCCUCCUCCUCAUCAUUGGCAGCUGCUCCGCUUCACGACUCAGCACCUCGAUCUGAGCCUGGAACUUCCCAAUCUCGCGUCGCAGAUCUCGGUGCUUCUCCUUCAACAGAAUGAAGAAGUAGGUCGGAUCCGCUACCUGCCGGAGCGACACCGCUCGACUGCUUCCCGAAACAAGUAACCCUCUAGGCUCUAAGAUCUCAGGACAGGCAAAGCCUCCCCGAUGGCCAGUGACAGGUCGCUCGGAGGAUGUGCAGGCGAAAAACGGCGCUGGGGGGAAGUUGAAAAACAAGGGAAGAAAAAGCAAAUGCACAAAAUCACGAGGGAGCAAACACAAGACCCUAUUCCGGCCAUCGCCACUCGCAGGGCGUUGUUCGGCAACGCCGACCGAGCAACCGAUAAAGCUCCGCUUGUUGCAGGGCAUCCUCUUAUUUUAGCGUCUGCACUGGAAUGUUCCUGUGGAACAGCAGAACUCUGCGUGAACGGUUGGCACUGGGAAGGCGGCAGAAUAGCGCUGACCGCUCGAGACGGACAGAGAAAGGAAGGGCUGGCCGAGGUACUCGGCCGCCUCGCUCCUGGCGUAUUCUGAAAGAGAUUACUUUUCUCACUUAGCGUGCUCCGACUGGCAGAGGAGCGAAGCCUGGAAUAACAAAGGUCAGAAGACGGUAGCAUUUUUUGAGAGAGGCCGUGACCCAGGAACUCGGCACGCCAAUGAGGCGACUAAGUUAGCUGAGAAGACGAGCGAAACGGUUCCUCGUGCUCUAGUACGCUGCGCUCGAGAGUACUCUCUGACGACCGCUCGUGCAAACGCUACAUUACAAGAAGAGAACGCGAUUUUCGUUGUUUUCUGUUCCCCGUGACUUUCUGCCGGACUUGUCGCUAUUAAACUGCUGCAGCUGUUACAACCGAGAGAAUAAACCCGAGAGUUCACAUCGUCUUCGUCUCAUUUCAGAACUCCCUUGCACCCAGUUGAUGAGUGAGUGGGAUGCUGUGGCUGUACUGUAGCGAUUGCCGAACUGAGACAAACAACGAAAAGGAGGUUCUCAGCACCACGCUUGUUCGAGAUGAGCAACCUGCGGGCAUGUUCUGCUGUGAUGAAAUGACCAACUUAAUUGUAAUCCGGAACAGCGCGGCUAAUAGUCACCUAUGGCGUGUGAUUCUAGUUCCAGUCCUAUGUUGUCGAAGGAAGUCUGUCUUCAAAUGCAGCCAGUAAGCGUGUGGGUCCCGGAACGCGUGCAACCGUCUUUUCAUCGGUACGGGUGUGUAUACGUGGACGUUGGAAGGGACUUGUGUCUCGAUCGUGUCCUUCGUCAAACAGACUUGUACCCCGCGAGGCCGGCAAAAAGAUAUAUGGUAGAGCGUGACAGAUGUGGUUGUACUGCGAACUGAAGAACAUCCCGGCGGUGCGGAGAUCAUAAAAGAUAACAGUCCAGCCGGCAUGUCGACGCUGAUGGUUCGUGUUUGCCGCAGCGUCGAUUUGACGGUGCGUCCCUGUCUAUCACUGGUGCCCUCGCACUAGUGAUUGAAACCAGGCUAUGUCAGGAAAAAGCAAAAAUCAUUUUCGUCGUCCUCCACAGUGCAAUAAUCAAUCCCGACGAGGUUACGAGCUGCCUUUUGGCUACCGAGUUUCUCUCACCAUUGUAGUUGGUGUGCGCUGAUGCAAAACGAGGUGCAUGAAUUGCACAGCCGACGCACUCAGCAGCGAACGUAGGUAUCACAAGAAGACAGAUACAUGAUCGUUCUUUCGCUUUUCCCAAGUACACGAAGGCACCACUCGGUUUUUUCUCAAUGAGGGACCCGCAGGGACAUCGGGCGGCCUGUCGGUCGGAAGAUCUUUUCCAUCUCAUCUGGAAGCAGCAUUAUGAUGAGAGAAGACAGUAAGUCUGAUUGGGUUCCGUAAGCAGCCAUCAUGAUGGCACGUAAUGUGCUCUGUGACUAGUAGAAUACAGCGAAAGGCGAAGGCCCCACACUGUGUGUAUCUGGUUGACCGAGAAUACGGAUCUCUCCGCUGCACUAGAAUCUCUGUCGUGGUCCAUUCUGGUUUCGUCGAUUCGGCUUUGGCGCAGACUUUGGGGGCAGAAGUGUUUCAAGACUGGCUGCGUCACGAGGCUGCCCGACAGUCAAGAAAAAUCAUGUCUUGAGUGAAUAGCAGUUAGAAAAUCCCUUAGCAAGGUUCCGCGAGCAACGAAUUGCAUCUCAGAUACGCACGAAGAAAGAAAAUGCUUCAGGUGUCGCCUAUGGUGUGUCUCAGCUUAUGAUUUCUCCCUCGUGAUCAUGCAUAUCUUUCACCACCAAGUCCUCUUCACAGUUCGAUAAAUCUGCUUCUUCGAGCGUAUCUUUGUCAGACACGAUCCUUAUCAUUAGUACGACCUGCUCGAAUCCACCAAAGCCUACCAUUCUGACUUGGCUGCUUUACACGUGCUCGUGCCCUUGAACAACGUAGGGCUUCGCCGACCAGUGAGGCGGAAAGUCCCCGUGGCCAUCUGAAAAUUCGUCAGUUGUUGAGUCGGUGACGGUGACAGAAGACUGGAGCUCUAAGCGGCGCUGGUGCCGGCCUUCGAUAACCACUUUCAUAACCAACAAAAGUGCAUUUCUGAUGCUGUGAGUUUGUGCGGCUGACAUCUCCCCCAUAGUGUUUGCUAUGUCGUCCACUGAUGACAGUUUCGGUUUGGAACGAGGAAUGAAAUCUGAUCCGCGCUUUUAUCUUGGCGCAGUCGAACAUCACUCAGUGAAACGCGUGCAGCAGUCAGGGAAUAGCUAGUAGACUAUUUCUCUAAGGCUGCGGUGGUGAAUAUCGGUCGGCAAGGAGUCUUCUUCUCGUUUCUUGCCUGCUGUAAAGCCACAGUUACGAAUGAAGGUAAGCAAAAUCGUAGGGUUUAGAGCCUGCGGGUUGCUUUCCAACACAGCUCAAGGGAUUUUCUGUCAAACAGAAACACGGACACAGUACUACGCUGUGGUUCGCGCGUGCUUUAUCACUUCUUGUUUUGGAGGCGUCCACGAUCUGAGGCUCAACAACUUCCCAUUUCUGAACGGGAACCUGUUCCUCCCGAAGGUCGCGAAACGCACAAGUCUCCGUCUUAAGCCCCCUUGAAUGCCUUGCCGGUGUUGCCUGGGGGCUCAUCUUUGCAACAAGUCUCAAGGGGGGUGCUUCGGGAGCGAAUUCCGUGACUAGACUUGUCUCUCAAACAGAGGAAAGCAGGCUUUCCUCCAACUCUAAAGGAAUGAAGGAAAAUUUCGCUCGGUUUUCUCUUGCUGCGGCGCCUGUCGUUCGCCUCGACGGGAGACGCGCGCAUGCGCUGAGUCGCGUGCAUGCAAAAACGCGGAAACCCCGGUCAAGCUGUUAAAGAGUAUCGCGUUUUCCGGCCGUCAAUCGGUGCGUCGUCCGUCGGAGAUCUUUUCCUGUUCACGUUGACUUUGCUGGUGUGACGGAAUUCAGCAAGGACCUGAUCAGCUCGUUCCCUGCUUCGUUUUCUGGGCAGCUGAAUUGAGCGUGCCCGUCGCCGUGCAGUUUGUGCUGUGUCCCACGCCAGGACUCGCCCGCAUUCUUCCUGCCACUAUCGAUCCGCGAGAAAGCCUUCAAACUGCCGUUCGCUUUCUCUGCAUUCCCUGUUUGAGUCUGGGAUCCGCCGCAGCCUCUUCCCGACUGAAGGCGGCGCUCCCGUUCCACUCUGCCUGCGGUGCCGCGGAUUUGUUCUGAAGACAAAACCCUCGCGCUUCCAGCUGCUCUCGAGAGCUACAAUGGUGAAGAGUCAGAAAUCCGCUGUUGAUACGUCUGCCCUCCAGCACGAGGGAGGCGCGAAAGUCGAGCUGCGCCCCCGAAACCCAGGAGAAGCGCUCAAAGUUGCCAAGACGGUUCUGCGCCGCCGAGAACAGAACCUCGAGGAAAAAGCCGAGCGCGCAAAGAAGAUCCGCAGGCUGAAACGGAGGGAAGAUCGCGACUGCCAUAAGCAGGUCAUCAAGUCGGCACAGCACUUCGUGAAGCGCGCUCGUCUCCGCUCUGUCGACAACAAGAGAGUUGUCUUUGCAAAGAAAACCCCUGCGAGGAAGCCGAGAGAGCAAGCACGUCGCCCCCUCAUUCUGGUCGUGAGAAACGGAAGAGAGGGAGGCAGCCCUGAGGUCCAAGCAGGUCUCAAGAGACUCGGCCUUCGAAAACCUUUUUGGGGCACUGUUUUGCGUAACGACGAGGCGACGUCGCAGCAGAUGCGGCUGCUGGAUCCCUUCGUUUUUUACGGCUACCCCACUAUUCAGACGCUUCGCAAGUUGUUUCUCACGAGAGGGUGUCUGCGAAUCAACGACAAGGAGACUACAUCGUUGACAGACAACGCGAAGGUCGAAGAACAUCUGGGAGCCUAUGGCAUGCUCUGUGUCGAGGACGUGGUGCAGGAGCUCUGGACUGCAGGGAGACACUUCGAUGACAUCAAGCAACAUUUGUGCGCCUUCCAGCUGUCAAAUCUGAAGAAAGUCGAAGGACUGUACGCGCGGCGAAACGAAUUCGGGAACAUGCGCGAGGCGAUCAACAAGAAGAUCUGGAAGAUUGCAUAGAGCGUUCCUCUUCACCGACAAAGCAGGGACUGCGGAAGGACCCCCCUCGCGAAAAAAUCUCUCGGCAUUGCUGGCUACCCAACACACAACUUCGGUCUCGUUCCCUAUGUCUCACUCAGGACCUUCCAGUCUGAAAACGCGCUUCUGCGUGUCUUUCGCUCCUGCUGCGCAUCUGUUUUUUGAACCAGCCACACUCCUUUCUGUCGGUGCCGCCCUCUCGCUCCUGUGUUAAGGGGGCUGAUGACCUCAAAUCAACCGCCGCUGUGUGCCCCAGAGUUGAUUUCUCUUUUCCGGACUCGAUGUCUGGUCCUUCUGUGUCCUGGCGAUGCGUUUCUACUGGAUGGGAUGAUGCGUUCGCUGAAGUGUCGGACUUCUUAGUGAGACGGAAUUCACUGCUCAACUGCGAAUGGGGUGCGAGCGCUCUCCGCUGUCAGGUUCUGUAAUUUCUCUUUUCAAGGACUCUGUUCGGUGCGCCGCGCGCACACUUGCGCAACGCAUUGUUGACCAGAAAGAGUGUUUCGCUUGCCGUUCCACGGCAAACAACUGUUUUUGCCCCCGUUUUUGCGGCACUGUCAAAAACGACUUGGCUCCGAUACGGACCUGGUCUUCUCGGCCCUCAGUGCUUCAGUGUCUCGAAAGCCGCAGAGGGUACAUCCACC
This is a messenger RNA of Toxoplasma gondii ME49, 5425 nucleotides long. RefSeq names its product 60S ribosomal protein L7-B, putative. The transcript is spliced from 9 exons. The coding region runs from base 3963 to 4766 and encodes 267 amino acids. Gene Ontology annotation, biological process: maturation of LSU-rRNA from tricistronic rRNA transcript (SSU-rRNA, 5.8S rRNA, LSU-rRNA). Gene Ontology annotation, cellular component: cytosolic large ribosomal subunit. Gene Ontology annotation, molecular function: RNA binding; structural constituent of ribosome. NCBI's taxonomy places the organism in Eukaryota, Apicomplexa, Conoidasida, Eucoccidiorida, Sarcocystidae. The record is from RefSeq and is a predicted model, not a curated record.